Messenger RNA from Chanos chanos (milkfish), 714 nucleotides. RefSeq names its product troponin T type 2b (cardiac) (gene tnnt2b). Lineage: Eukaryota; Metazoa; Chordata; Actinopteri; Gonorynchiformes; Chanidae. The record is from RefSeq and is a predicted model, not a curated record. Bases 1 to 714 code for a protein of 237 amino acids. Gene Ontology annotation, cellular component: troponin complex. Gene Ontology annotation, biological process: sarcomere organization; regulation of muscle contraction; cardiac muscle contraction. Gene Ontology annotation, molecular function: troponin C binding; troponin I binding; tropomyosin binding. The transcript is spliced from 11 exons.
AUGUCAGACACAGAGGAAGUGGAGGAAGAGGAGGAAGAGGAGGAAGAAGCCAAGCCAAAGCCAAAAUCAUUCGUACCACCUCAUGUUCCUCCAAAAAUUCCAGAUGGAGAGAAAGUUGAUUUUGAUGACAUCCACCGUAAACGAAUGGAGAAAGACCUUGUUGAGCUGCAGUCUCUUAUUGAGACCCACUUCGAGAGCCGUAAGAAAGAGGAAGAGGAGCUUCUCAGCCUUUCUGAACGCAUGGAGAAACGCAGAGCAGAGAGAGCGGAACAAUUGAGGAUCCGCACGGAGAGAGAGAAAGAGCGCCAGAACAAGCUAGCGGAGGAGAAGGCUCGGAAAGAGGAGGAAGAAGCUAAAAGAAAAGCUGAGGAUGAUGCGAAGAAGAAAAAAGUUCUCACCAGCUUGCAUUUCACAGGAUAUAUGCAGAAGUCAGAGAAGCGUGGAGGACCAAAGAAACCAACGGAGCGAGAAAAAAAGAGAAAGAUCUUGAGCGAAAGACGCAAAGAGCUCAACAUCGAUCAUCUAAAUGAGGAGAAGCUCAGAGAGAAAGCCAAUGAACUGUGGAAGUGGAUGCAUCAGUUGGAGUCUGAGAAAUUUGAGCUGCAGUACAAGUGCAGGCGGCAGAGAUACGAGGUGACUGUUUUGAGGAACCGCGUCACUGAUCAUCAGAAAACCUCAAAGGGUUCCAGGACUAAACAUGGCCUGAGGAAAUGA